Molecule: messenger RNA, 2725 nt
Organism: Hansenula anomala
Lineage: Eukaryota; Fungi; Ascomycota; Saccharomycetes; Phaffomycetales; Wickerhamomycetaceae
Gene: MSS4
Product: 1-phosphatidylinositol-4-phosphate 5-kinase
Exons: 1
Coding region: 302-2266 (654 amino acids)
Biological process (GO): phosphatidylinositol metabolic process
Molecular function (GO): phosphatidylinositol kinase activity
Source: RefSeq, a predicted model, not a curated record
GUUUACACUUCAUGAAAUAAAGUACAGUUUUUUUCUGAAAUCUUUAUAAAAACAAACUUGAGCGGUUGCAGUCGUUGUUGAAGAAACUCGUUAAAGAGGUAGCUGAAGAGAAAUCAAUAUCACACAGAGUGAGAAGCCUUGUGAUACGCUUGCUACGCAUACUGUUUUGUUGGUCUAGUUUGUUCUGUCACGGAUCGUAACUGUCAAGCAGGUGGUGACCUUUUGCUCUCAAAUCACUGUUUCAAUAACAAGUGCAAAGAAGAAGAGACCUUAUUAUUCAAGCGCUACAAAGGGGACCGAGAUGCUGGAACCGCAGAUAGAGCAGGCUCAACAGCUUCCACAGUUGAAAGAGAAGAAAGUGCAGGAAGAGAUAACCAUACCCACAUCAACAUCAUUAGAACUUCAUAAAAAUACAGCAUCAUCUCCUUCUACACCAUUAUCAAGAGUCGUUACAACUACUGAUGAUUCAAUAAUAUUCACUAACCCAAGUUCAGGUGAAAGUGAAAACACUACAACAUCUCACAGCAACAACAUUCCAAAUGGACAAAACCUUGCUAUAGACUCAACAGAAACUCAAACACAACUUAAUAUACUUGGAAAUGACAAUGGAUCAGAUGGUGAAUUGGAAAACUUUUAUCCUGCUUCUGAAAAUCCUCAACAAAUACAGAAUAAUUACGAAGCGGAUGAGAUUAAUGCAAAUGAAAGCUCCAAACUAUUACCUCCACAAGAUCAAAAUCCAUCAGUGAAUAGCUUUCAUGAUCAGCUGAAUUCUUUUUCAUUUGGAAAUCGACCAGCUUCCUUUCAUGAAAAUGGAUCAUAUAUACAAGAUGAUGAUGAUGAGCAAGUGUUGUUGAAUACCAACGUGAGAAGAGGUAGAGGUUCAAGGGCAACAGGAGUCGAACCUAUAGAUCCAAGCUCUAUUAGAAAUAGAAACUCUACAUUCACUGCAAAUUCAAAGAACCAGAAUGCUGAUAGUGCUACAAUGGAGAUUGAAAGAAUGAGAAACUCAAUUUUAUUGAAGAGGGAAAAUAAAAAGAGACAGAAAACUGUGCUAGAUGAUGAUAAAGUAUUGGUUGGAAAUAAAGUUGGUGAAGGUCAUGUGAAUUACGUUAUUGCCUACAACAUGUUGACUGGUAUACGUGUGGCAGUUUCCAGAUGCUCAGGUAUAAUGCAACCUAUAACAGAUCAAGAUUUUAGAUCAAGCAAAAAAUUGGUAUUUGAUGUUUCUGGUAAUGAAUUAACACCUUCUUCCAAAUAUGAUUUUAAAUUCAAAGAUUAUUGUCCAACAGUUUUUCGUGAAUUGAGAAUGUUUUUCGGUUUAGAUCCCGCUGACUAUCUUGUUUCAUUAACAUCAAAAUAUAUUCUAUCGGAACUAAAUUCUCCAGGUAAGAGUGGAUCAUUUUUUUAUUUCUCAAGAGAUUAUCGUUUCAUUAUCAAAACAAUACAUCCAGCUGAACAUCGUCACUUGAGAAGAAUUUUGAAAGAUUACUAUAACCAUGUCAAAAAUAAUCCAAAUACAUUGAUAAGUCAGUUUUAUGGACUGCAUAGAGUUAAAAUGCCAAUCAAUUAUGAGAAUUUGAAAAGAAGAAAAAUAUACUUUAUCGUGAUGAAUAAUUUAUUCCCACCACACAGAGAUAUUCAUAGAACUUAUGAUUUGAAAGGUUCCACUUUGGGGAGAUUCACACCAAAUGAUUACCCAGCACAUCGUGUUUUAAAAGAUUUGAACUGGAUUCAAAAUCAAGAAACUAUCAAUUUUGGCCCAGUAAGGCAUAAACUGUUCAUUGACCAAUUGAAUAGAGAUGUUAAAUUAUUGAUAAAACUGAACAUUAUGGAUUAUUCAUUUUUAAUUGGGUUCCAUGACUUGAAGAAAGGGAAUAAAGAAGAAAUUUUACAACAAAAAAAAUUAUCUAUUUUUUCUCCAGCUUCAUCCAAUCUAGAGGAUCUUAGAAAGACAAAUCCAAAACUGUUGAACAGAUAUAAUGAUUUACCAUCUAUCGAUUUCAAGAACGGGAACAUCUUUUAUUCUAAUAAUGGUGGAGUUGGCUCUACGGAUGCAAAUGAUGAAGAAGGUGAAUUCAUUUAUUACUUGGGUAUAAUUGACUGUUUGACUAAUUAUUCAAUCAUAAAGAGAUUGGAGACUUUUUGGAGAUCUUUAACUAAUGAUAGAAAAAUCAUCAGUGCAGUUCCACCAAGAGAGUAUGGUGAAAGAUUUUUAAAGUUCAUUACACAUUCAGUUAAUGAAAAUACUCUUGAGAAAAAAGAUUGAGCUAAUGAUUUACCACAAAGUUGAUCUUUUUACUUUUUAUAUUCAUGAGAUUGAUUUACGUUUUGUUUAUUCUUGGUAUGGUUAUAUUAUGGCGUUCUUUCCCUUUCAUCACCGCUUCCAGUUAUCUGGGUUUGCCUGUGAUUGUUUCUUAUCCAUUUCACUAUUUGCAUAUUGUUAUCAGAUUUGUUGAAUCUAAGGGACUAUUAUAAUUUCUUACAAGUGGUACUAGAAGUUUAAUUAAAAGAUGUAUGACCUGAUUGUGUAUUAUAUAUCACAGUUUUAUGAACAGGUUGAUUUAUGAUUUGACAAUUGUUAUACUAUGUAGAUCCACACUCGGUUAAAUGAAAACCAUCACGGUUAAUUAAAUUCUCGCUACUUUUAAAAAACAUACAAUUAAAAUAACAUCGACCACUCACCAACCUACCAAUCACGACCCACUACUACAUUCAGUUACUGUAA